Boleophthalmus pectinirostris (great blue-spotted mudskipper) is the source of this 1799-nucleotide messenger RNA. Its product is annotated as protein tyrosine phosphatase 4A3. The record is from RefSeq and is a predicted model, not a curated record. Gene Ontology annotation, molecular function: protein tyrosine phosphatase activity. Lineage: Eukaryota; Metazoa; Chordata; Actinopteri; Gobiiformes; Gobiidae. The coding region runs from base 185 to 697 and encodes 170 amino acids. The transcript is spliced from 6 exons. Gene Ontology annotation, biological process: protein dephosphorylation. Gene Ontology annotation, cellular component: nucleus.
GGAGAGAACUGUCAAAACAAAAAAGUAAAAACUGGACAUCAGGAUACAAGCAUCUGAUGGGGUAAACAUUUACCUGGACAACAGAGCAAGAAGAAACUAAAAACAUUUUAGUGCGGGAAUUAUUUAAUCACAAUAUCGCAAGUUCAUUGAAAAAGAGAGCAGAGUUAAAGGUCAACCUGCCACCAUGAACCGUCCAGCUCCUGUUGAACUGUGUCACAAACACAUGAGGUUCCUAAUCACACACAACCCCACUGACAGCACACUCAGCUCCUUUGUAGAGGACCUGAAGCGUUAUGGUGCCACCACAGUAGUUCGAGUUUGUGACAGCACAUACGAUAAAACACCCCUUGAAAAUGAUGGCAUCACUGUGGUGGAUUGGCCAUUUGAUGAUGGAGCACCACCCCCCAGUAAAUUGGUUGAUGACUGGUUAAGCCUUUUAAAAAAGAAGUUUCAGGAGGACCCUGGAUCCUGUGUGGCAGUCCACUGUGUGGCCGGUCUUGGACGAGCUCCUGUCCUGGUUGCUUUGGCUUUGAUUGAAAGUGGAAUGAAAUAUGAAGAUGCCAUCCAACUUAUUAGACAAAAGCGCAGAGGAGCCAUCAACAGCAAACAGCUGACUUAUCUAGAAAAGUACAGAUCGAAGCAGAGACUCCGAUUCAAAGACUCUCAUUCACACAAGAACAAAUGUAGCAUCAUGUAAAAUCUCUUCACAGACAUUUAAGCAGCCCUGGGCCCUGCAUUCACAUUAAAGCCAUGGAUGAUAUGAUUCCUUUGGUUUGUGCACAUUACAAUGUAAUUAAAUCACUGUGAAAUAUAUGGUUCAGUGGACAAAAAGAAGAGCCUUCAAGCAUAAAAAGUGAUCAUUUAUAUUAUUAUAUAUAAAUUAUAUUUUGUAACACUGUGACCUAAGAUAAACCUGUAAUUUUCAGAAUAAGGAGUAAAAAAACAAAAUACACUGAAUUAUGAACACAAAUGUUUCCUUUACUAUGCUCCACUUGUCCACAAGGUGUUUGGAAAUUCUGGCAUCGUUAUAUGUAUAUAACAGUGUGUGAAAAGCAGCUGCAGCUUGUAUCAAUGUGAAUUAUAAGAGCUUGCUGUUGAUUUCACUGUGGUCAUGUUUACAUAUCAGCGUGUGCAUUAACAAAUGGACCGUUUACUGUCACUCAACUGUUUUAAGGGAAACAUAACACCAAUACAUUACAUACUGUAUGUACAUUUGGUGUAAAUAAUUAGAGAGUAUGAGAUGUUUUAACAAUACAUGUGUAAAUUAUAUAGUUAUUUGUAAAUUAAAGGUCUCAGAAGAGACAUAUAGCAUUUAUUGUCACAGUUAACAUUUUUUGAAAUGAUGGCCUAUUGGAAUGUACACUUUAUGCUUUGCUCUGCAUCUUAUAAACUUUGAUUUGUUGUUUGUACUUUUUUUUUUUUUUUUUUUAAACAUGCAUGAAUAUGAAAGCAUCUGUUCACAAUGGUUUAUUUAAAUACGAUCACAGAUAAAAAUGCAUGUACUUUGCUUUUGUAAUGUCCUCACACAACCUUCAAUGACCUUAAACUAUCAGUAGAUAAAUCUUUAUUCAGAAAACUCAACUUUGACUCAUUCCUGAAGAGCAAUUUGUAAAUUUGUUUAUAGCAGUAAUUGAAAUAAAAACACACUGUUAUAAGAAGGCAAAUGGUCUGACUAUUUCCAGUCAAUUUUACAUAUUUUGAGUGUGAAUAUGUUGUUUGACUGUGUGUGUUUUAUAGAUUUAGAUUCACUUAAUGACUGAAAUGCACUUGCUACUUUUGCAAUAAAUACAUGCAACAGA